Molecule: messenger RNA, 2728 nt
Organism: Magnolia sinica
Lineage: Eukaryota; Viridiplantae; Streptophyta; Magnoliopsida; Magnoliales; Magnoliaceae
Product: peptide-N4-(N-acetyl-beta-glucosaminyl)asparagine amidase A
Exons: 1
Coding region: 117-2576 (819 amino acids)
Cellular component (GO): vacuole
Source: RefSeq, a predicted model, not a curated record
UGGACGGUUUCUCUGCCCGAGCAUUAUAUCAUCCACCUCCUCAGACUGCCCAUCGGCCAUCGCAAUCUCCCACUCCCCCAUUAAUCACUGCUGAGGCACCACCAUACCAACUAAAAAUGACAAGCCCGCGAUACCACCGAAUUGGAUUGCUCUCACUGACACUGUCCCUUCUGCUCCAGCUUUUUCUAAGCACCCGCGCAGCUUCCCAUGCUCCCGCGCUCGACCACCUCUUGAAAUCCACCCCCGUUCCACGAGAAAGCACCCCCACUGAAUACCUGGGGCUCUCUCUCCCUGUCCCGCGGGACCACCAAACCCCAUCAUGCUCCGUCAUCCUCCUCCAGCAUAACUUCUCCAACACCAUCGGAUCUCCCCCCGUCAACGUCUCAUACUCCCCGCCGUCCGAUUGCCCGCCGCCAUGGUCCUCUGUCGCCAUCCAGCUCACCGCCUCAUGCAGCGGCGAGCAGUACGACCGGAUCGCCGGCGUCUGGUUCGACGGCGUGGAGGUCCUCCGUACGAGCACGGCCGAGCCGACGGAGGCCGGGGUUUUCUGGAGUGUACGGAAGGAUGUCAGCAGGUACGCUUCGGUGCUCCUGCAGCCGAAUUCGACGGUCACGAUGAUGCUUGAGAAUGUCGUGAAUGAUGUCUAUACUGGGAUUUAUCAUGUGAAUUUGACUCUGGAUUUCUACGCGAGAUCGGGAAUUAGGGUUUCUUCGGAGGAAAAGAGGCGUUAUUUGAAAUCUGGUGAGAAAUUAGGAUCUCUGGAGGAAGAGGGUGUUGAAUUAGGAUUUUUAGGGGAAGGGGACAUCGAUGGAGAGAGUAAUCUAGGGUUUUUAGGAGAAGGGAGUGCUGAACUGGGGUUUUUAAGGAAAGAGAGUGUUGAGAGGGAUGGAGAGUUAGGGUUUUUAUCGGAUGAGGGUUUGGGGGAGAGAAAAUUAGGUUUUUUGUCUGAAGAGAGUGGAGACAGUGUGAUGAGAUUAGGGGUUUUAGCGGAAGAGAAUUCGGAAAGGAUGGGAAUGUUAGGGUCUGGAUCGGGAGAGAAUGAUGGCGGGGAGGGGAAAUUUGGGUUUCUGGUGGAAGAGAGGGAUGGUGGGGAGAGAGAAUUAGGGUUUUUAGCAGAAGGGAGUGCUGAUGAAGAGAGGAAAUUGGAGAUUUUAGCUGAAAAGAACAAGGGAAGGUUAGGGGUUUUAUCCAAAGAGCCUCUUCCUCUCAUAAAAAGAGUAGGGAAGUUAGGGUUUUCGACGAGAGAGAUCGCAGCCCCUGUGAUUGAUAGAGAAGAAAGCCCAAAAUUACAGUUUCUAUCCGAAGAAGAACCAGUGUUUGAAGAUGAACAUGUGAAGAUGGAGAGAUGGGCAGCAUCGAUGGUUUCAUACAAAGAACCUGCGGAUCUGGUAAUCCCCAUUUCAGACAAUGGUGAUGGCGGAUCCUGGUUCAGAAUUCAGAACGAAUCAGAUAUUCAUUCCAAGGAAGUCAAGAUUCCAGUUAAUAGUCACAGGGCUAUUUUAGAGAUUUAUGUCUCUUUCCAUGGGAACGACGAGUUCUGGUACUCGAAUCCUCCGGAUUCUUACAUCCAAGAGAACAAUCUGACGACAGAGCGGGGGAAUGGAGCGUUCCGGCAGGUUUUUGUGACGAUCGAUGGCCUUUAUGCUGGCUCAUUCAUUCCCUUUCCAGUUGUAUUUACGGGAGGGAUCAAUCCAUUAUUCUGGGAACCCGUUGUUGCAAUCGGGGCAUUCGACCUUCCUUCGUAUGACCUCGAUCUAACACCAUUUCUUGGUGUUCUCUUAGAUGGGAAUCUCCACUCUUUCGGCCUCGGUGUAACUGAUAGUAUUCCGUUUUGGCUUGUCAAUGCAAAUUUACACGUCUGGCUAGACCAUGGCUCAUCCCGCGUAGCGGCAAGCCUUUUUAAAUACCAUGCUCCUAGUAUCACCAUCUCUCGGCAAUCAGACUUCAAAAUUUUGAAUGGGAAGUUCAAGAUAGAGGCUGAGCGGGAAAUUGAAUUUUCGGGGUGGGUGAAUUCAUCGGCUGGGAACCUUACCACCCAUGUGACGCAUGAAUUCAAGUUCAAGAACAAGAUCAAGUUCAAGAGGAAUGCAAAUUUCAAAAGUAUCAAGCAGAAGGUCAAGGCGGAGACGAAGGUGAAGAUCGAGGCACAAUCAGUUUUGUUACUUGCUCAAGCUGUUUAUUACAGCAAGUAUCCACUCCAUAUCGAAACUACAACUCUACCAAACGUAGACAAUACCUAUUUAUCAAAGACCAGCUUUUCUCAUGAAAGGAAUGAGAAAUCCUCUGUUGUUUUACCUAGUGGAGUCUCUGUCAGCUCCCUUGUUAACAGUCAGGAGUCGAAUGGCUGGAUGAUGGUCCAAGAUCACUCAGUUCUCUCUGGCGGGGCAAGCACUAAUCAAAGUUACAGGUACAAAGAUGCCAAAGGCUGCUACUCUCGAAUGGUGACGACAAAUAAUGGUUUGCUUUUGACAGACCAUACAAAAGAGGUUUGCCCUCUCCCACUGCCAUAUACUCCUGUAGUUUCUUUCGUGCGAGAAACCUAUGUUUUUCAUAAAGGGUGUUCACUAAGCUACUAGCCUUUGUAAAUAAGCUACUUUUAAGUUCUUCUUUCCUUUUUAUCUGUCUGUGGUCAUGGCAUUCGAUGUAAUAAAUGCCAGAUUAGUUGUAUUUUCUACGUAAGCUUCUAUAUGUCAGUGAGAAAUCUAUCUUGGAAUAGUUAAUUUGCCUA